GCAUUUUAAACUAUUGUUAUUUUUUGAAAUGCACACGUUCCACGCCGUUACACUUUGACGACCAGCAAUUUACAGUUUUCAUUUGUAGAGGUAAGGUCUAACUAUAAAAAUAUAAACUCACUUCAGUAAAUACCGAGAUUCAGUGUAUGGAUUGUUGGAUUAUCAUUCACAAUUGCUUGCAGAAUUGAUCUCGCGAAAUGAUGGAACUUCAUACAGAAAGUGAUCCCUUUUCAAAAUGGCACACCACAAACCACUGAAGGACUAUCUGGCGUGCGUAGCUGUAGAUAUCGGCUCCACGGGCACAGGCUACGCUUAUUCCACGCGAGAUGACUUCAGGGCGGACCAGUUAGACGUUACUCUGAACGAAAAAUGGACUGAGGAAUCCCAGGGAUCACUGGGCCUAAAGGCGCCUACGUGCCUACUGUUAGACCCAACGAUGCAGUUCCACGCCUUCGGCUACGAGGCGGAAAAUAAAUACGCAGAACUGGCAGCGGAAGAAUUGCACGAAGACUGGUACUAUUUUGAAAGGUUCAAAAUGCAGCUCUUUAAAAAUGAGAUUACUCCAAACCUGCAAAUUGAAGAUGCUAUUGGUAAGAAGGUUUCCGCGCUUUUGGUUGUCACGGAGACCAUAAAAUACAUCAAAUCUCACGCUAUGGAGCGACUGGUUCGUCAGGAACCUAAGAUGAAGGAGAAAGAAGUCCAGUGGGUCGUUACUGUACCAAGCAUCUGGGACAAAGCAGCAAAAACUUUAAUGACAUCGGCGGCUAAUAAGGCUGGCAUAAAGAGUUCCAAUCUGAUAAUUGCCAAUGAGUCUGAUGCAGCAUCCGUCUUCUGUCUCUUUGCUAAAUCCGAGGCGGGUACCGGAAGUCUAGACACACAACCAGUAGGGGCGACGUACCUAGUCGUGGAUAUCGGAGGAGGAACAACAGACAUUACUGUCCACGAAAGAGCAUCCAGAAUGGAAAUAAAGGAAGCGCACGAACCGUCCGGGUUGUCGUGGGGAGGUGUGGCCAUUGAUGAGGCGUUUGUCAAAUUCAUGACCGGAAUGCUUGGGGAAGAAACCAUGGAUCGUUUCAGAGUUCAAGCAUGUGGUGAAUUCAUAAAAUGGAUCAAAGAAUUUGAGAGACUGAAACAGGAUGUUCCCUCCGUAGAGAAAAAGAAGAGUGAGAAUUUUAUCAUCUACAUCCCGAACAGAUUGAACGAGAUUUAUCAGUCUUUAAAUGACAAAACAAUUUCCGACCUGACACGAAGCGGAAAAUUCAAACACAAAGGCAAAAUCAGAGUGACAGACGGUAAGAUGCAUUUUGAAAUGAGCAUCAUCCACGAUGUUUUUAAAACGGUUACAGACAAAAUAGCAGAUCAUCUUGAUGCGUUAUUCAAAAUCAAAGAGCUUUCUUCAGUUGUGAUGUUGAUAUUUGUUGGUGGAACCGCAGAAUCGAAAUUCGUCCAACAGACGAUGUUCCAUAAAUACCAACAUUCGAAACGAUACGUGUUGUAUCCGAAAGAACCCGGUACAGCUGUCCUUAAAGGAGCGGUGAUUCUUGGGCAUGCGGCUAACAUUGUAGACAAGCGAUUGUUACGUCAUACCUAUGGCUCAGGGAUCAAAGUUCCUUUUCAACAAGGAACCCACCCGGAGAAGCUAAAAAUAGAAAGUGCGGGUGGAACCUGGUGUCGUGGUGUGUUUAAACCGUUCCUAAAGGCGGGAACACCAGUCAAGGUCGGCAUGGUGAUUCGAAACGAAAUCGAGGCUAUCAGUUAUGAAGAUUCCGUGUUUGCGGUUUAUAAAACUAACAAGAGGGGCGUUGAAUACAUCACGGAUGAAGCAUGUCAAGAAGUGUGUAAGGUGUGGAUGAGCCAUGUUCUUCCCGCCAGAUCUAAGAAGCCACAGGUCUACACGAUUAAAUACACCUUUGCCGAAUCCGAGCUGAUCAUCGAACUCGCUCUCAAAGAAACGGGGAGCAAAUACGUAAUCACCAGUGAUAUUGAAUUUGAGGAAAAUUUCUGAAAUUUUAAGAAUAAUUUAGAUGAUUUGAAAUCGUUACACGUUUAGGUAUUGUUUAAGGACUAGUCUCGUGCUAGAAACAGCACUAUGGGAGUACAUAACACAAUGCACAACGUGUGUUCGAUUUGUUAUUCGGUCAUAUCUAUUAGGAAGUUUGAUCUUUGAUUACACAUACAUGUAACUUUUUUCACAAACAUCAUUUUCUUCUCAUUUCCUCUCUACGUGCACAAAACCCCUUGGACUUUACAUGUGGGGUUAUCAGGGCCCAUUAUGAAUGGUACUCUGUUUUUUGAUGGAUUGAAAGAAUAUUGUACAGUCCAAUAAAAAGGAAGAUGGUA
Messenger RNA from Ostrea edulis (European flat oyster), 2340 nucleotides. Its product is annotated as heat shock 70 kDa protein 12A-like. The record is from RefSeq and is a predicted model, not a curated record. Gene Ontology annotation, molecular function: ATP binding; ATP-dependent protein folding chaperone. NCBI's taxonomy places the organism in Eukaryota, Metazoa, Mollusca, Bivalvia, Ostreida, Ostreidae. The coding region runs from base 236 to 2005 and encodes 589 amino acids. The transcript is spliced from 5 exons.